Messenger RNA from Suhomyces tanzawaensis NRRL Y-17324, 1416 nucleotides. It is a transcript of the gene CTA9, whose product is annotated as Cta9p. The record is from RefSeq and is a predicted model, not a curated record. The coding region runs from base 1 to 1416 and encodes 471 amino acids. Lineage: Eukaryota; Fungi; Ascomycota; Pichiomycetes; Serinales; Debaryomycetaceae. The transcript has a single exon.
AUGUUCAAAGAUACUAUCAAACACCAAUACAACCACCAGGAUCCCAACAAACCAAACUUUGUCUUCUCGUCUGACAUCCCUGAGAAGAUACUGGGGCUAGUGGAACGGUUUUUGAGUCAUAAGGAUGAACAGGACUCAGGACUGCGGCGAUUAGAUAUCGGCACGGACUUCGAAUUCAAUGUGAAUGUCGAAUUGAACUCACUUUUGGUCAGAAACAAAGACUUGAAGCCCACAGAUUUAAUAAAAGAGAAUUUGAUAUGUUUGGCCCGCUCAAACACCAAGAGAAUGUCCAAGAAUAUUGAGAAAAUGAUCUUUUCACAACCAAAAUAUUCAAUCCAAUCUUACGCAUUAAUAUCGGAUGAGAUUUUCAUUGUGAACUUAACAUUAAAGCUCUUGGAAUUUAUAAUGGAUGAGAAUGUUAACCAAAUAGCCAUAGACUUUUUGAAAGAUGAAAAUUAUGGAUUAUUACUAUUAUGUGAUGAACAAAUGAUAGAUCAAAUUGAGCGGUACAUUAGAGUUCGUUUCGUUAAUGAGUUGAACAAACAUAUAAGUGAACCAAUAGUGAUAGGGGAGAUCGAACUGAAGAUGCCACAUCAGAAGACUCUUCAAAAAGAGCACGUAGAGUCUCCCGAUGAACAACAGACUAAUCAACAUACUAAUGUCAGUGAAAUGGAAACUACUGUGAUUGAGCAUUUGUUGCCUGUACCAGACCAGAUCUCCGUCAGUGAUUCUACUUUAGAUGGUCUAGAAGACCUCACAGUACGGGAUAAAUCAUUUGUUUAUGAAGACGAGGCAUCUAAUUCAUCCUUUGAAGAAUUGUUGAUCCUUAGGUCAAAUGACACUACCCGGUCAAAUUCUAACGAUGAAGAUGAGUAUGGGGAGGCCCAGGCAAACAAAUCCAAGAAUUCCCAGGAAAAUAGCAGAAUUGAAGGGUUCAUUAAGAACAUGGACAACCUUAGACACAACGAAGAAAAAUACAUCAAAUUAGAUGAUCUACUAGAAACCGAGUGUGGGCUUGAUCUCAAAGAUGAUGAACAUGUGGGAACUUUAGAACCACCUAUAGAAUUGAAGCUGGUCAUUAGCUCGCUGUCGCCACAGAAAACAGUUACUGCAAACCUGUCAACUUCGUCAUUUGUAUCACCCACUAAAAAGAAGUCGAUCUCAAGAAUGAGUAGUGCAUCCUUCUCAAUGAUAAAUCAUCAUGAAGAUACUUACGGGUUGGAAUAUGCCUUCAAAAACAAGUCACCUUUGGUACCAACAUACAUAAAGGAGGAUAAGAAGUUCAAAUUUAUCAAGGUAGGUAAGGUGCAGAAAUUCGUCAACCUUUUUGAAGAAAAGUUGGGGGACAAGCCAGAAAAUGGUUCCAGACCCCCCACUCCGAUUUUAGAGUCUGAGACCAGUCAUUUAGAGGGCUAG